Molecule: messenger RNA, 1140 nt
Organism: Bolinopsis microptera
Lineage: Eukaryota; Metazoa; Ctenophora; Tentaculata; Lobata; Bolinopsidae
Product: rho GDP-dissociation inhibitor 1-like
Exons: 7
Coding region: 40-630 (196 amino acids)
Biological process (GO): Rho protein signal transduction
Cellular component (GO): cytosol; cytoplasm; membrane
Molecular function (GO): Rho GDP-dissociation inhibitor activity; protein binding
Source: RefSeq, a predicted model, not a curated record
CUACAAAUCUAUUACAUUUAUUGAGCUUGAAAAGUCAAAAUGUCUGACGCACCUGCAGCCACUGCCAGUGGUCAUGUAUCUGACGAUGAAGAAAUCACCCCAGGAUACAUAGCUCCUGCUAAGAAAUCAGUAGAGGAGAUUGCUGAGUUGGACAAAGAUGAUGAAGCUCUGGUAAAAUACAAACAGGCUCUUCUUGGUGAUGCUGUUGGACAAACUGGUGCACCACUGCAAGUCUCUGUCUUGAAGAUGACCUUUAUGUCAGAAGGAAGAGAAGAUAUUGAACUAGAUCUUGCCGGAGAUUUGUCGAAGUUGAAAGAGAGCAGUGUUGUUAUCAAGGAGGGCUGUGAAUACCAGCUCAACUUCUCUUUCCAUGUUGCCGGUGAAAUCGUAUCGGGACUUAGGUUCCAACAAAACAUCUCUCGAAAAGGAAUUCCAGCCAGCAAACUUAACCUGAUGUUGGGAAGCUUCGGGCCACGUGACGCCAACCACGAGUUUAAAACUCCCCUGGAUGAAGCCCCAAAAGGUGCCCUCUGCAGAGGAAAAUACCACGCCAAAUGCAAGUUCAUUGACGAUGAUAAAACAGUCCAUCUUGCCUGGGAGUGGACCUUCAAGAUCCAAUCAGACUGGUAACUAGUAGGAGAAAAUAUUGAAUAGUCCAGCUCACCACGCAAAACCACCUGUUUUUAAGAUUUUUAUUUGUUAUGAACCGAUAUAGCGUUUCAUACAUCGCACGGGAACAAACUCUUAUAGAUAUAUAUCUGCACAACAACUUGUCUUAUUGUAUAUUGAUAUCGUAUGUAGGAUUUAAAUGAGCUGUGUUGUAAUGGACUCGCCCGAAUUGAUAUGUUAAUUAUUUCACUUCGGAGAAAAAUUCUAAUAAAUGGAUGGAUUAUAAUUUACCCUUUUGAUACUUUUGAUAACAGUUUUACACGGAAAAGAAUUGAUGAUGACAAUUUUUGUAGCAUUUUGAGAGGACAAUUUCGUAUUGGAAUACCUCGUUUUAAUAAAAUUAUGGAAUUGUUCAAGAUUCGAUAUAGGUCCUUUCUAGGUUAUAUAAUUUGCUCGAUACUUAAAUCAUUUCAUUAAGCUUGACAAAUUUUGUGUACUGUUAGCUACAUUAUAAUUGAUUUCGUUAUAUAA